AUAUGUUUUUAGUAUGACAUGGGAGAACCAAACAACAGCUUCUGCUGUAACAGAGUUUUUCAUUGUGGGCUUCCCUGGACUUCAGCCUAAAUUCUACAACCUGAUGGCCACCGUUUUAUUCUGCAUCUACAUGGCUGUGAUUACGGGAAACUGUCUCGUUGUGGUCCUUUUUAUAAUUGAACGCAGCCUUCAUAAGCCAAUGUAUAUUGUCAUGCUGAGUUUGUCUUUGUCUGAUAUUGGUUUUUGCACUGUUGCCUUGCCAAAAUUGAUUUCUCGUUAUUGGGUUAAUGAUGGCUAUAUUGCUUUCUAUGUUUGUAUGUUGCAAAGGCAGCUAAUUCACUACUUUGGUACUCUAAACUCUCUUAUCAUGAUGAUCAUGGCUCUAGAUCGGUACUUGGCAAUCUGUUACCCACUAAGAUACCCAGUUUUAAUGCCUAACCGCACAAUGAGAAUUUUACUAGGGUUGUCAUGGUGUUCUGCAAUGAUUGCCCCAACUGUUAGUUCAGUGCUGACAUUGCAAAUGCCAUUCUGUGGGCCAAAUAUGAUCCUUCAUUGUUUCUGUGACAGCUCCUCUAUGAACCAGCUUGCCUGUGCUAAUAUCACACAUCAGAGCCUUGUGUCCUAUUGUAUAGCAAUGUUUGUUCUUCUUGUACCAUUCUCUUUAAUUCUCAUUUCCUAUGUAAGUAUCCUUGUGUCUGUGCUUCGAAUAGCAAAUGCUCAAGGCCGACUUAAAGCCAUCUCUACCUGUGCAACACAGCUGACUAUCAUUACCCUCUAUUAUUUGCCACGUUUUGUUGUUUACUCCAGCACUAAUAUACCAAAUGUUCCAAUAACAAUAAGUAGUAGUCAGAGAAUCGCCCUUGUCAUGUUCUAUAGUCUUUUACCGCCGCUGGUAAAUCCUUUCAUUUACUGCAUCAGGAUCAAAGAGAUCAGGCAAUUCUUUCUGAAAUGUGUACAGAAACAUUGUGUGCAGAACAAUCAAAGGGGCAAGAGAUUAACUAUUUCUAAAUGAAGUGAACUGUCAAUUAGAUUAUGUUAUGCAUCUUAUUAUGCAACUUAUUUGCUUAUGUAUUGUUAUUAGUUAUUGACAAUAUUUUUAAUUAUUUUCUAUUAUGUAUUGAUAAUAUUGUGGGCUUCAAAAGUAUAGAUCACACUUGUGAAAUGCUUCUAUUUAGGUUUUUUUCUAAUUUAAUAUGUUUUUAAUUACAAAUUAUGCCAUCAGCAUAACAAUUUGGGUGAAAUAUUGAAUUGAAUAAUAAACAUAGAUUAUUUAAUAUGUGCCCCUUUUAUUUCAAUGACAACAUGCACUCAAGCUGGAGUGUGUGUGUGUGUGUGUGUGUGUGUGUGUGUGUGUGUGUGUGUGUGUGUGUGUGUGUGUGUGUGUGUGAGCGUGUAUUUAUCACGUUGUGGGUACCAAAUGUCCCCAUAAGGAUAGUAAAACCCGAAAUUUUUGACCUUGUGGGGACAUUUUGUUGGUCCCCAUGAGGAAAACAGCUUAUAAAUCAUACUAAAUUAUGCUUUUUGAAAAUGUAAAAAUGCAGAAUGUUUUCUGUGAGGUUUAGGUUUAGGGGUAGGGUUAGGUUUAGGGGAUAGAAUAUAAAGUUUGUACAGUAUAAAAACCAUUAUGUCUAUGGAAAGUCCCCAUAAAACAUGGAAACACAACUGAGUGUGUGUGUGUGUGUGUGUGUGUGUGUGUAAGUGAAACCCGAUUUUAUCCCAGCAUUUGAGUGUUCCCAAAAGCAUUGUUUGUGCUACAAUGGAAGCAAGGUAAUCUUUUGUGCAAAGAAGUUUACAUGAUCAAUGUCACAUAUUUGCUUGAUUGAUUUUUUCAGUUUACAUUAUAAGUUUUCUUUGUUUUACAUUUACACAAAUUCUAAAACUGUUUAUUUCCAGGUUUAAAUUAGAUUUUGAA
This is a messenger RNA of Xyrauchen texanus (razorback sucker), 1912 nucleotides long. Its product is annotated as olfactory receptor 2AT4-like. Bases 14 to 1012 code for a protein of 332 amino acids. Gene Ontology annotation, molecular function: G protein-coupled receptor activity; olfactory receptor activity. Gene Ontology annotation, biological process: G protein-coupled receptor signaling pathway. The transcript has a single exon. Gene Ontology annotation, cellular component: membrane. Lineage: Eukaryota; Metazoa; Chordata; Actinopteri; Cypriniformes; Catostomidae. The record is from RefSeq and is a predicted model, not a curated record.